AUGUCCACCAGAGUCCCCACGAGGGCCUCCGCCUCCUUUCGCGGAUGUUUCUGCUGCCUUUUUCUCCUCUUCGUGUGUAUUGCUCUAUUAAUCCUUGUUAUUAUCCUCGUAAUUGUACUGGCUGUGAAACCGAAGAAACCGGAGUUCGAUCUCCAGCAAGUGGAGGUUCAGUACGUGGGAAUUAGCCCCACCACCCCGUCCUCCGCCGCUGUCUCUCUCACUAUCCACAUGCUUUUCACCGCCGUCAAUGACAACAAGGUAGGCAUCAAGUACAGUGAGUCCAAGUUCACGGUCAUGUACCGCGGUAUCCCUCUGGGUCGGGGCAUCGUUCCCGGAUUUUAUCAACCCGCCCAUAGCGUCCGGCAGGUCGAGACUACUAUUGCCGUCGACCGGGUUAGCUUGCUUCAGACUGAUGCUGCUAAUUUGAUAAGGGAUGCCUCGUUGAAUGACAGGGUCGAGUUGCGGGUCGAAGGUGAUAUCGGUGCAAAGAUCCGGAUUCUUGGGUUCACUUCACCUGGUGUGCAGGUAUCGGUAGAUUGUGCAAUAGUGAUCAGUCCUAGAAAGCAAGCUGUAACGAGCAAGCAGUGCGGAUUUGAUGGCCUCAGCGUAUGA
This is a messenger RNA of Fraxinus pennsylvanica, 612 nucleotides long. The record is from the annotation of a GenBank genome assembly. NCBI's taxonomy places the organism in Eukaryota, Viridiplantae, Streptophyta, Magnoliopsida, Lamiales, Oleaceae.